AAGGAGAACAGCCCGGGAGGGAGCGGGCGGUGGGGCUGGGGUGGGGGACACGGGUGGGCUGCGGAGGCUGUGGUGGGGGGUAAGGGGUGGGGUGCUCCCGAGAUGCUCCUUCGCUCACAAGAGACUCCAUCCCUCGUGAGAUAAUCAUCGCUUGUGAAACAGCCCUCCAUCCCUCGGGAGAUGCUGCACCGCUUGUGAAACGACGCUCCGCCACGCGUGAGAGGCUCUAGCGCUUGUGAGACAACGCUCCACCGCUCCUCGCAGACGUUCCCACGAUCACUCUGGGGAAGGGACAAGGGGCUACGUGGUCCUGCCAAGGGACAACGUGCUUGAGGUGCCGGCGUGGGCAGCCUCCUGGCAUGCGGUUUGCAGAGCAGCUGGUGCAGACAGCCGGUGCUGCGCGGCCACCUGCCAUGCUGGAGGAUGGCGGGGCCGGCUCCGGGCACUGACGUAUGUUCGGGACAAUCUGAGCGAUAACGAAGUUUUUCAUUUGGCCGCCCGCGGCUCCCGCUGCACCGCCCCUGCGGCUGCGGGGAGGGGUAUGGCCCUCGUGGGUCCCCUGGGUGCCGUGGGAAGCGCUGGCUCCUCGGCUGCGCGGAGAAGAGUCGCACGCGUCGGGACCACUGGCGAGGCAUGGCCACGCUCGGCAUGGGGCUCCGGCUACCACUGCGCCGGAGUGCCAGCUUCACCCCUGACCACCCUGCCCUCAUGGAGGUGCCUGGCCCCGCUGCCCUGAAGAUGGAAGCAAACGUCCUCGUUAUGGGAGCGGACAAUGUGGGGAAAUCAGCUCUGACUGUGCGUUUCCUCACCCGGCGCUUUAUCGGGGAGUAUGGAGACAUGGAAUUCAUCUACAGCCACAACCUGACCGUGGACGGCCGAGAGAUUCUCUUCCACAUCUGGGAUGUCCCCAAUUCCCAGGAGCAGGCAGAGGAGGGAUCCUCAGAGGAGAAGCGAAUCCAGUGGGCAGACAGCUUUGUCCUGGUCUAUAGCAUCUGCGACCGUGCCAGCUUCAACAUCCUGCCACUCAAAAUCCAGUUCAUCAAGGCGGCCAAGGAGGGGCAGAGCCAGGAGAAGGUGCCCAUUGUCAUUGUGGGCAACAAACGCGACCUGCACCACCAACGGGUGGUGUCCAGCGAGGAGGGUCGGCUCCUGGCCCUCUCUUUAGACUGUGGUUUCUAUGAGGUCUCUGCAGCCGAGGCUUAUCAUGGGGCCCUCAUGGUCUUCCACGGACUGGCUGCGCGUAUCCCUGACACCAAACUGGCACUGAAAAAGGGGACGGGGAUUCGUGGCAUCGUCAAGACCGUGUCAGCUGUGUUUGCCCGUAAGCGAACGGACUCCCUCUGAGCUAUGGCAUGGGUGUUGCUUCUCUCUGUGCUGCCCGGCUGGACUAAGCCUCAUCCCUGGGUGCCCACGGAGAUGGUGCAUGUUUCCAUAACUACAGUGGGUUCCUUGCUAUCCUCCUAAGGUCGGGGUCUGGGUCUCCUGCCAUACACAGCCAGUGUGGCUGAGGACUGUAGUGCCUUCCUCUUGGCUUUGUGAUGGGGCAGAGUCUGUACUCUUUGCUGUAACAGCUUUUUAAGUGCCUCCUGCUUUCUCCUUCCAUCCUCUAAUGCUGGAAACCACCAGGUGAUUUUGCUACUGCUCCAGGCAGCAACAUCCCCAGCUCCUUCGGCGGUAGCUGCCCAGGCUGUCGGUGAGCAGGGACAUGCAGCUUCUGCACGACCACCUGGCUCCCUGUCCCCCUGCUCCUACCCUGAGAUCCUUAUUCCUGUUUGACACUCAUCAGGGUCCUCUCGCUGGUAACCUUGGAGCACCCAUGAGCUGGCAAGGUAGGGGUUUCUCUGCUGGGGAACCACCGGCAGUUCCUGCGUGUGCAUCGCUGUGUGCAAGUGUCCCAGAGCCCACGGCACCCAGCUGACCCUGGAGGACCUCUGUGAGGGCUGACACCUCCCAUGCACCUGCCUUGCUUUUGAACCGUCCUGCUCGUGGUUCUCUCUCCCACCGCCUUUCAGCGAUUGCGGCAGUUUCCCUUGUGCAAGCGCCGUACAAACUCUCCCUGGGAAAAACCAGGCGCGUGGCUCGUUCCCAGGAUGGGGAUCGCACCGUGCGCCUUCCCAAGCUGCUCCUUCCGUAAGGAGCCUGUCUCUGGGGAGGAAAGGAGGUGGGGAAAGGGGUCGCUGGGCUCAUCACCGAACCCUUCUGCUGCCGGGAGGUUUUUUCCUGCCUCUCCCCAACCCCCCUGGUGCGCCUGGGAAAGCAGCAUGUUGGGUUUGUGUGUGCAGUACAGACAGUGAUUUCUCUGCUGUGUUCUGGAAAUGCAAUAAAUCGUCUUUGGCAU
Molecule: messenger RNA, 2338 nt
Organism: Grus americana (Whooping crane)
Lineage: Eukaryota; Metazoa; Chordata; Aves; Gruiformes; Gruidae
Product: ras-related and estrogen-regulated growth inhibitor-like protein
Exons: 4
Coding region: 634-1344 (236 amino acids)
Molecular function (GO): GTPase activity; GTP binding
Source: RefSeq, a predicted model, not a curated record